This is a messenger RNA of Talaromyces rugulosus, 663 nucleotides long. RefSeq lists its product as uncharacterized. The transcript has a single exon. NCBI's taxonomy places the organism in Eukaryota, Fungi, Ascomycota, Eurotiomycetes, Eurotiales, Trichocomaceae. The record is from RefSeq and is a predicted model, not a curated record. Bases 1 to 663 code for a protein of 220 amino acids.
AUGGCCCUUGGCGAGAGCGAUCUUGGUGAUGACAAACGCCUUGUUGAAUCCGCAUGUCCUGGGUUGGAUGGGCCAGCCUAUUCAUUCUUAGACGCAGUGGUUUUUUCGUCAAAGCCAUGGAUACCCGCUUACCCAAUUACUCGGCAAGACCAUGAUCGCUCUGAAUCCCCCGUGCCCCCUAAGAAGAAGCAGCGUACUGGUGUUGAGAGGUUCUUGGACAUUGCUGCUGGCUCGGAUGGGGAGUCUCAGGAUGGCUCUGGAGACGAUGAUGAUUCGAUGAGCGCGUUUUUUAAUAAUGAUGAAGAUGUCAACUCCGAAGGAUCUUUUGAUAAUAGUGAUGUGAACACUGGACUCAUCUUGAAAUCUACUGAGGGUAGUCUUGAGUCCGAAGGAGAUGAGGAUAGUGAUAAUGAGCACGACAAUGUGUCUUCCUCUGGUCUGGUGCGUGGUGAGAAGGGGGCUGUAGGGCUCCCAUGUCAGCGUUGUAUCCGCGCUCUGAAGACUGAGUCCACGUCCGCGUGUGUCUUCGUGAGCAAUUACGAGCCUUGCCAGAGGAUAUGCAAGAAAGAUUCUCGCCUAGCCUGUUUGCCCCAGGUCUCCAUGCAAGAAGCAGCUCAAGUGGUCGCCUGGGUAAGACAGUAUCCAUCGGAUGAGAGGCAGUAA